Boleophthalmus pectinirostris (great blue-spotted mudskipper) is the source of this 2144-nucleotide messenger RNA. RefSeq names its product transmembrane protein 231 (gene tmem231). The transcript has 7 exons. Gene Ontology annotation, cellular component: ciliary transition zone; ciliary membrane. Bases 433 to 1365 code for a protein of 310 amino acids. Lineage: Eukaryota; Metazoa; Chordata; Actinopteri; Gobiiformes; Gobiidae. The record is from RefSeq and is a predicted model, not a curated record. Gene Ontology annotation, biological process: cilium assembly; regulation of protein localization.
UGCCCGCAUAAACACACGCCAAUAAUAAGAGCCAAUUAUCAUUGGAUUAUCUGAUUACUUUGAAGCCACGGAAUCAGUUUCUUUUGUGCGUGCCUUUAGUGCUCCCAUAGCGCAUGCGCCUCGUGGAUUCAUGGCAGCCAUGGUAACGGAGAGACGCUUCAACAUGGCGCGCGCAGGGUAGAAACGACUCUCAUGCAGCUGGUGCGUGGAUCUAUUAUAGUUCAAUGUGCUGAGAUGAACGCUUCGAUGAGACAAACGUAGCUCGAGGAUAGUGCAGAAAACAGUGCUGGUGUUGUCAUAGAUGAGAGCAUAUAUGUUGAUGUCGCUCAGGUUCACUCUAUCCCCAUUUAGUAUAUUAGCCGGACUGUUAGCCGUUAGCAUUGCAAUGGGUUCAUACUAAAUGGAAGUGUUUACGAAGCAUCUCACUGCAUAAUGGCUUUCUACGAGGUGUAUUCUCAUCCAGCUUUGAUCCGGUACAGAAGCAGCGUGUGCACUAAAGCCACGCUGUUUGCCGUGGUGGCCCUCUGCCUCACGUACAUCCCUCCUCUGCUCGUGGCCUACAGAAGCCAAGGGUUUUGGCUGAAAACGAAAACAUAUGAAGAGCAGCCAGUAGUGCGGUUCCAGUACCAGACAAUAUUGAUGGCCAGCACUAGUGCUCAGGGGGACUACGUGGCCUGGAGCACAUUUCCUCACUUCAACCACCUGGUGGGCGCCCGCUUGCGCAUCCCAUCACUGUCGGUGAGAGAGGAGGAUGACAAUCAGGAUGGGAAACUUGACCGUCUCUUGCUGGAUAUGCAGCUGCCCCUGAGAGCAGAGGAGCAACUCUACAGCCUGCAACUGCUGCUCACAUUCAACUACCAGCUCUUUCGCAUGUCAACUGUGGUCAUGCAGAGUCUGGCCUGUGUGCACUAUUCUUCUGCUGUCCCUGGGGCUCGCCUGUUCAUCAGUGGAGACUUGCGGCUACAGCAGAGGGCUCCCCUACCUCAUCGCGGCCUCUACAAUGUCUACAAUGUCUCUGUGAUUGACAGCUCCAGCCCAUUUGCAAGUGCCUAUGAGUUUGAUGACAUCAUCAGAAAGUACCAGCAGAGAAACUUGACCACCUUUCUGUCUACUGCGAUGCCUGUGUGGACGCCAGGACGAGCACCCACUGCCCCUUUUGUGCUCAGCGCCGAGAUCCACUACUCCACUGAGACGAUUACAUACUACCCUGGUUUUUGGGAAACCAUCAAAUUUGCCUGGAUCCAGUACGUGAGUGUCCUGCUGGUGUUCCUUUGGGUGCUCCAGCGCAUCCAGACCUUUGUGUUUGAGAAGCAGCUCCUGACCACUGUACCAGGGGAACCAGCCCACCACCACAAACUGCACUGAGGAGUCCUGUCACAGAGCACGUUCAGAGGGCCCAGACGGCAUCGGACUAAAUGCAUUUACAGAUACAAGCUAAAUGUGUCACAGAUGCUACUGUUUUCAUAGACCUGCUGAUGGAAGUAUUUAGACAUUUAUUUGCUAAUGAAUAGCACAUUGUUAUUUAAAGUUUUGUUUCCCACAAAUCUUUUUAAUAAAAUUCUGUUAUACACGACCAAUCAAAAGUUUGAACACACUUUUUCAUUGUUUCUUCUUUAUUUCAAUGCUUAAUUACAUUGUAAAUUCUCACUGGAGGCAUCAAAAAUAUGAAUGACAGAUGCAGAAUGUAGCGAACAAAAAAUAAACUCAAAAUGACUUGUUUUAGAUUUUAGAUUUUUAAAAGUACCCUUUGCUCUGAUCACUGUUUAACCUUUUGGCAUUUCUUGACACAGACAUGGCACAGCUGUGAAGUGAAAACCAUUUCAGGAGACUUCAUCAUGAAGCUCAGUGAGGCAGGCUUUGCAGCACUGUUGACAAAGUAAAGGGUGGAUGGAUACUUUGAGCUUUUAAAUUUUAAAUAUUUAAUAAACUUGAGUUUAACAUUUUUCUUUGCUACAUAAUGUCAUAUAUCUUACAUCAUAUAUUUGAUGUUCUCCAUAUGUGUCUACUACUCCAUUUUAAACAUAACAAAAAAACAAAAAAAAAACUGAAUGAGAGGGUUUACCCAAACCUUUGACUGGUAGUUUUAUGUCUGCCUCUUUUUGGUAAAGAAUAAAUUAUUUGUUGGGAGUCAAUUACAUCUCUUA